Messenger RNA from Salvelinus sp. IW2-2015, 3445 nucleotides. RefSeq names its product serine/threonine-protein phosphatase 4 regulatory subunit 3. Gene Ontology annotation, biological process: DNA damage response; protein dephosphorylation. Gene Ontology annotation, cellular component: protein phosphatase 4 complex; nucleoplasm. Gene Ontology annotation, molecular function: protein phosphatase activator activity. The record is from RefSeq and is a predicted model, not a curated record. NCBI's taxonomy places the organism in Eukaryota, Metazoa, Chordata, Actinopteri, Salmoniformes, Salmonidae.
CGUUUGAUUGACGUAGGGAGGAAAAAGACAAGAUCGGAUUACAAGAUGGCGGUCUCUGGAUGAUAGUGAAGAGGCCGUCGUAGUUGUUGUGUUUUUAACGGUGAAUUGUACAGUUAGCUAGCUAGAAAUCCGGCAUUCUGCGGGGGAAAUAAUCAUCAUCGUAAUAUGCUCGUGAAUUAGCUUUACGUUUUAGCACAUUAUUGCAAAACAUGCGGGUAGAAACAAAGUUUGAAGUUCGGGGAUAAGAAAAUAGCUAGGCAACUAUUUGAAAUAGUGAACCAGUGGCUAGCUAACGUUAGAUUGUUAGCUUUUCCGUUCAAGGUAACCAUGUCGGAUACUCGGCGGCGUGUGAAAGUAUAUACGCUGAAUGAAGACCGACAGUGGGAUGAUAGGGGCACAGGACAUGUCUCGUCUACCUUUGUCGAACGACUGAAGGGAAUAUCAUUAUUAGUUCGGGCCGAAUCCGACGGCUCACUUCUUCUGGAGUCUAAAAUCAGCCCAAAUACUGCAUAUCAGAAACAACAAGACACCCUGAUUGUGUGGUCCGAAGCAGAGAACUAUGAUCUGGCCCUGAGUUUUCAGGAAAAAGCUGGCUGCGAUGAAAUCUGGGAAAAGAUCUGUCAGGUGCAAGGGAAAGACCCUGCGCUGGAGAUCACCCAGGACCCCAUCGAUGAGUCUGAGGAGGAGCGCUUCGAGGAGAUGCCAGAGACCAGCCACCUGGUGGAGCUGCCUCCAUGCGAACUGGCCCGGCUAGAGGAGAUCGCUGACCUUGUGACCUCUGUCCUGUCCUCGCCCAUCCGCCGGGAGAAGCUGGCCCUGGCCCUUAUGAGCGAAGGUUACAUGAAGAAGCUGCUGCAGCUCUUCCAGGUGUGCGAGGACCUCGACAACCGGGAGGGCCUACACCAUCUGUAUGAGAUUAUACGUGGAGUGUUGUUCCUCAACAAGGCGGCUCUAUUCGAGGUCAUGUUCUCGGACGACUGUAUCAUGGAUGUGGUUGGAUGUCUGGAGUUUGAUCCGUCGCUGGUGCAGCCUAAAAAGCACCGGGAGUUCCUCACCAAGACGGCCAAGUUCAAGGAGGUAAUCCCCAUCACGGACUCAGAGCUGCGGCAAAAGAUCCACCAGACGUACCGGGUGCAGUACAUCCAGGACAUCAUCCUGCCCACACCUUCUGUCUUCGAGGAGAACUUCCUUUCCACCCUCACAUCCUUUAUUUUCUUCAACAAGGUGGAGAUAGUCAGCAUGCUGCAGGAGGAUGAGAAGUUCUUAACUGAAGUCUUUGCACAGCUAACGGAUGAAGCGACAGAUGACGGUAAAAGGCGGGAACUAGUGAACUUUUUCAAAGAAUUUUGUGCUUUUUCACAAACCUUGCAACCGCAAAAUAGAGAUGCUUUCUUCAAGACUCUGGCGAAUCUAGGCAUUCUUCCUGCUCUUGAAAUAGUCAUGGGUAUGGACGACCUGCAGGUGAGGGCUGCAGCCACAGAUAUCUUCUCCUAUCUGGUGGAGUUCAGCCCCUCCAUGGUCCGGGAGUUUGUUAUGCAGGAGCCACAGCAGACUGAUGAUGAUGUGCUGCUGAUCAACGUGGUGAUAAAGCAGAUGAUCUGUGACUCGGACCCUGAGUUGGGUGGUGCUGUGCAGCUUAUGGGGCUUCUACGCACAUUGAUCGACCCAGAGAACAUGCUGGCCCCCACCAAUAAAACAGAGAAGACUGAGUUCCUCAGCUUCUUCUACAAGUACUGCAUGCAGGUCCUCACAGUCCCUCUAUUGGCCAGCACUGUAGAUGAGAAGAACUGUAAAGAUCUGCAAGAGGGGUCCACCAAGAUCAACCCAGUGUGUCCUGAUAAUUUCCAGACAGCCCAACUCCUGGCUUUGAUACUGGAGCUGCUGACGUUCUGUGUAGAGCACCACACGUACCACAUAAAGACCUACAUUAUGAACAAGGACCUGCUGCGACGAGUUCUGGUGCUAAUGAACUCUAAACACACCUUCCUUGCGCUGUGUGCUCUGCGCUUCAUGAGGAGGGUAAUUGGGCAGAAGGAUGAGUACUACAACCGCUACAUUGUCAAAGGGAACCUGUUUGAGCCAGUCAUCAACACUCUGCUGGACAAUGGAACUAGAUACAACCUCCUAAACUCAGCCAUCAUUGAACUCUUUGAGUUCAUCAAAGUGGAGGAUAUCAAGUCCCUCAUAGCACACAUUAUAGACAACUACUACAAAGCACUUGAAUCCAUUGAAUACGUCCAGACUUUUAAGGGCUUGAAGGGCAGAUAUGAGCAGGAGAAGGACCGACAGACUCUGAGACUCAACAGAUAUCGUAGGGAUGCCCGAACGCUGGACGAGGACGAGGAUGAGGAAAUGUGGUUCAAUGAAGAUGGUGAGGCUAUUGAGAAAAGCAGGCCUGAGGAAGAGUUCCCAGAGAGCUAUGAAAAGUAUAUGGAAGCAAAAAAAGUUAAAGAGAGUGACAACAAAGAGAACUUCCCAAAGCGGACCCCAACUGGCAGCUUUAAGUUUACCUUCUCUCAUUCUGCAGGGGCUGCCAACGGAACCAACGGUGCCAACUGCAAGCCAGCCACCUCGCCCACCUCUGCCGCCAGUCCCAACGGCUCCCCCGCCAAGUCGGCAACGCCACCCGCCACCCCGGUAGUCAAGACUGCGAUGGUCGGCCUUGUAGACUACCCUGAUGAUGAAGACGAGGAGGACGAAGAUGAAGAGCAGUCCCCACGGAAACGGCCCCGUCUGGGCUCAUAAGCCAGUGAAGUCCCUUGGUCUUGGUCCGCUGUGCCACUGUCACAGUCCACUGGACAGAGACCACUCCCGCCGUCCUACCCUUCCAGCCUGCUCCUACGCCCCCCCUACCUGGCCUGUGGACCAGAGAGGUUGAUCAGUGCCAAGGUUUCUCUGAUGCUCCGGCAGGGACGCAGCACUUCACGCAAACCUCAGCCGCUCUACAAAAGGGGGAGCAGGGGCUAACGGGAGAGCCAGUCAGGCUAGCAGGACUAGCCGCUUAGUAAUGGAAGCUUGAUUGGCUGACCCCAUAGAACUGUUAAUUUGGGUUGGGUGGAGAGAACUAGGCAAAAUGAGGGUUAACAAAAAAAAACUAACCAACAGAAAACAAAGUUGCUUAGUUGCGAGGAGCAGGACUCAACCGUCGAAGCUGGGGCUGCAUCGCCGAGGCUCACACACACCUACAUCAGCCAGGAGUCCUGUAUUCAUGAGUUUAUUAAAAGUACUGUACAGUUAUUUUUCUUUUUAAUAAUUUGCCCCUUAAGUGAUUUUAAAAGGGUAGAGCUAUACCUGCCAGUGUAUUGCUUUUGCACAAAUGGUGGGAUCACUGUUCACCCUUUUAAUUCAAUUAUUUGAUUCAUUGUAUAAAGCAAGAGUUGCAAUGCUGGUUUUAAAAUAACAUGUAUUAAACGGCAGUAAAGUCACUUUUGCAGCCCACUGAGAA